AUGUAUCGUUUAAUGGCUGAAGAUAAAGCACGACAUGGUAAUGAUAAUCAUGAUACAUUACUAUUAACAAUUAAUUGUCAAACAUUAAUUAAUCAUCCACGUUUAAUAGAAUUUAAUAUAACAGAAAAUAAUUUAAAACAAAUUAUUGAAAAUAUUGGUGGUUAUAAAAUGCUUGAUAAUCAUCAAAUAAUACUUUCUGAAGAUCCAUUAACAUAUAUGUCUCAGGCAAAAUUAAACUUUAGGCAAAAUUAA
Messenger RNA from Rotaria sordida, 252 nucleotides. The record is from the annotation of a GenBank genome assembly. NCBI's taxonomy places the organism in Eukaryota, Metazoa, Rotifera, Eurotatoria, Philodinida, Philodinidae.